This is a messenger RNA of Fulvia fulva, 2235 nucleotides long. Its product is annotated as Alpha-galactosidase 2. The coding region runs from base 1 to 2235 and encodes 744 amino acids. Gene Ontology annotation, biological process: carbohydrate catabolic process. Lineage: Eukaryota; Fungi; Ascomycota; Dothideomycetes; Mycosphaerellales; Mycosphaerellaceae. Gene Ontology annotation, molecular function: alpha-galactosidase activity. The transcript has 2 exons. The record is from RefSeq and is a predicted model, not a curated record.
AUGAAGACUGUCCUAGCCGGAGCAACUCUUUUGGCGGGCCUGGCGGCAGGCCAGAACGCCAUCACAGCAGACGGCACGAACUUCACCCUGACCGCCAACAACGCCUCGUACCUCUUCCACGUCGACACAGCCUCGGGCGAGCUCAUCUCCGACCACUGGGGUGGUUCCGUGAACGAUUUCAUCCCGCCCGUCAGCCUCUUCCAGGGUGGCUGGGUCGACCAGAGACCUCCCAACACCGGACUCAGCAACAUCCGCCGCGAGUUUCCAGACAUUGGACGAGGGGCAGAGUUCCGUCUGCCGGCGAUCCACAUCAAGCAUGCAGAUGGCAACACCGUGUCAGAAUUCAACUACCAAUCCCAUCAGAUUGUGGACGGCAAGCCGAAACUUCCUGGCCUUCCAGCGACAUAUGGCGGGAGUGGAGAUGUGUCGACCAUCCUCGUUACGCUGUACGACAACUACAGCGACGUGACUGCUGUGCUGUCGUACUCCGUCUUCCCAAAGUACAACGCCAUCGCACGCUCCUUCCAGAUCACAAACAAUGGCACAAGCAACAUCAGCAUCGAGCGAGCAGCCAGCUUCAGCAUCGAUCUGCCCAACCAAGAGCUGGACAUGAUCGAGCUCCAGGGUGACUGGUCUCACGAGGCCAACCGCGUGAAGAGGAGAAUCGAUUAUGGCGAGACCAGCUUCCGAAGCAGCGAGGGUUAUUCUUCACACCUGCACAACCCUUUCUUUGCGCUUCAGUCACCCACCACUACCGAAUCUAGCGGCGAGGCGUGGGGUUUCAACUUGGUGUACACUGGAAGUUUCGCGGCGUCCGCUGAGCGGUACUCUACUGGUGAUGUUCGUAUCCUUCUCGGCUUGAACCCACUUCAUGCCAGCUUGCCAGUCGCGCCAGGCGAGACCUUCACAUCACCUGAAGCAGUUUCAGUCUACUCCGCACAAGGUCUCGGCGGUAUGUCCCGAUCUCUCCACGACCUGUACAGGAACCACCUCUCGAGAGGCAAGCAGACUCUGCAGACCCGCCCCAUCUUGCUCAACUCCUGGGAAGGCCUCGGCGCCAACAUCAACGACACCUCCAUGGUCCAGCUCUCCGGCGAGGCAGAAGAGCUCGGUAUCGAACUCAUGGUCAUGGACGACGGCUGGUUCGGCGUGGAGUACCCUCGUGACAACGACACUAUGGGUCUCGGUGACUGGACCCCCAACCCAGCCAAGUUCCCAGACGGCCUCAGACCCUUCAUUUCAGACAUCAACAACUUCACCGUCCUCAACUCCACCAAGGACCUCCAAUUUGGCAUCUGGGUCGAGCCAGAAAUGGUCAACCCCAACUCCACCCUCUACCGCGAGCACCCAGACUGGGUCAUGUACACCGGCAACCACCCCCGAACCCUCACCCGUAGCCAACUCGUCCUCAACCUCGGCCUGAAAGAAGUCCAAGACUACAUCAUCGACUUCAUGCACAAACUCCUCGACUCGGCCAACAUCCAAUACAUCAAAUGGGACAACAACCGCGGCAUCUCCGAAAUGCCCUACCCAGCCGCAGACCACGACUACAUCCUUGGGCUCUACCGCGUCAUCGACGACCUGACCACCUCCUACCCGGACAUCCUCUGGGAAGGCUGCGCUUCAGGUGGCGGCCGCUUCGACGCAGGUCUGCUCCACUACUGGCCCCAAUCCUGGACGUCAGACAACACCGACGCCGCCAACCGUCUCACGAUCCAGCUCGGCACAUCCCUCGCAUACCCACCCUCAGCCAUGGGCUGCCACGUCUCCGCCGUGCCGAAUGGUGUGACGAAACGCAACAUCUCCAUAACAUACCGCGCGCACGUCGCAGAAAUGUGCGGUUCCUUCGGCUUUGAAUUGAACCCCUCCGAACUCAGCGAAGACGAGUCCUCCCACAUCCCCGCCAUCAUGGCCGAAGCGCACGACGUCAACCCCAUCGUCAUCUCCGGUGAUUUCUACCGCUUGCGUCUCCCUGAUGACAGCAACUGGCCAGCGGUGCAGUUCAUCUCAGAAGACGGGAACCGCGCGUUAGUCUUUGCGUUCCAGCAACUGGCGACUGUCAAGCCCGCCGCGCCACCCCUUAGGUUGCAAGGCCUGGAUCCCACGGCGAGGUACUUUAACGAUGCGGAUAAUGCGACGUAUUCCGGGGCGACGUAUAUGAAUGCAGGCAUGAACGUGAAUUUCCCAACGAUGGAUUAUCAGAGUAAGCUAAUACGGUUGUACCAGUCGCAGUAG